Messenger RNA from Helobdella robusta, 1491 nucleotides. RefSeq lists its product as hypothetical. Bases 1 to 1491 code for a protein of 496 amino acids. NCBI's taxonomy places the organism in Eukaryota, Metazoa, Annelida, Clitellata, Rhynchobdellida, Glossiphoniidae. The transcript is spliced from 5 exons. The record is from RefSeq and is a predicted model, not a curated record.
AUGGCAGUGCGAAUUAAAUGUUGUUUAUUCGACCUGCCUGGCAUAUCUGCUAGCAGGAAGGGCUCAGAAAAGGGGGCAGGAGCUUGGUGCCCCAAGCAGCGGAACGAAUCCGACAUCGUGGACGACUGGCUGGAAGUUGACCUUCAAGAACUCAAGGUCGUGAACUUAAUCGAGACUCAAGGACGAUUCGGCAAUGGGCAGGGGAAAGAGUACACUGAGAAUUACAGGGUUGAGUACAGGCGCAUCAAAGGAGGGCCUUUCAUAAGAUACAAAGAUAAGAGUAGGAGGGAGUUAUUCAAAGGAAACAGGGACACACACACUGCGGAAAUCAACGAGCUGGACCCCCCUAUUAUUGCCAGGUGGGUACGAAUUCUGGUCGUCAAGACCCACAUCACACCCUGCCUGCGAUUGGAGUUGCAUGGUUGCGUCUGGAGAGACGGCCUCCUCUCGUACAGUAUGCCUCAGGGCGACAAGAGAAGCCCCGACAACGACUUUUCCGACCUCACUUACGACGGCAAACUGACGAUGAUUGUUGUCAACAAUCUCAACAAUAACAACAACAACAACAUUAGCAGCAGCUACAACAGCAGCAGCAAUAACAACAAACUCAACGUUGUACUUGGCAGCUGGAGUGCCGAUGCAAAAAACAACAUUUUGUUUAUAAACAACAACAACAACAACAACAAACUGAACAGCAGUAACAUCUACAACGAAGAUUUUGCAGACGAUUCCACACACAAUCGCCACCAUCACCAUAACCAAUAUUUCAAACAUCAUCACCACAGCUCCCAGAAAUCAAAACAAAUGACAAACAACAUCGUCUCAAGCAACAACGCACCAUCAGCCACUACGACCAACAACAAUAACGCGCAAAACAGCAGCGCCAGUUUUGUAUACCUCUCUGGAGGGUUGGGCCAAUUAACCGACGGAGCGGAGGGCCACACGAACUUCAGAGCGGACGUCGACAACAGCGGUCGCAAGGGUUACGAGUGGGUCGCCUGGCGCAACGACACCGCUUCCGCCAUCAUAGGCCAACUUGGUAGCCAUGGUCGACCAGUCGUCACCCUAAUAUUCGAAUUCGAGAAACCGAGAAAUUUUACAUCCGUUCGAAUGCACUGCGGCAAUAGAUUCAACAUGGACGUGCGAGUUUUCCAGAAGGCCAUCCUGACAUUCAGCUUCGACCGCUUCGACGAUUUCACCACAUCGGAUUCGACUCAGAAGACGAGUUCCGUAUCGAGUAAUCCGUCUGAUGGGAGUGCGGGAGAAGUGAUUUUUGAUAAGAGAGAAUCGUUAACCUACAUAUACAACAGGGAUAUUCUACUAGAUUUCCCGAGAAAUGUUAUCAUCAAUAUCGGAUGCAAGAUCGGUCGGUUCGUCAAAGUGGAAUUAUUUUUCGACGCCAGGUGGAUUAUGAUCAGUGAGAUACGCUUUGAGUCAGGUUGGGGUUUUUUCCAUUGCUUUUUACAAGCACUUUUCGAAGAGUUAUUAUGA